AUGAUUUUCCCUGCCCUCCAGCCGCCUGUGGUGCUGCGACACGACAAAAAGGCCUCUCCAGCGGGGCCUCCUUGUAGGGCCCCAGGACUAGGGGCCCCCGUGCUGCGGCUAGCCACAGGAUACAGAGCCCAACCUGAUGCAGCGGACUUGCAAGGUGCCUUUCCUCUCGGGCCAUCCCCUUUCAUGCUGCAGGGACCGGUGGAACUGACCCCCUCCACCCCUGGGCAGCAACUCUUGCGCACGAAGGAGCAGCAGCACCGCCAGGAACAGCACCAGCAGCAGCGUGAUCUAUGUGCUAUGCUUUCGCACUUUGAUAACAUAAGCCCAUGCAGCGGAAAAGAAAUCGCAGCGCUGAGCCGCUGCGUUAGCAGAAAAUAUCAGCUGGUGCCAGCCCCAGCGGACAACAGCAGCAAAACGCAGAUUCUGUGCUUUCCUGGGACGAUUUCCGGCUGCAUGCAAACUUCAAAGUCUUCUGCAUGUCAUUUGAGGCCACGUGGGGCGACAGGGGGGAAUAUUACGUCUGAAACCCUUCCACAAGCCCCAGCUGCAGCAGCAGCAGCAGAUGCAGUUGCAGCAGCAAAAGCAACGGGCGAAGAGCUCAAAAGUAACUCUGGCGCUCCUCCGCCCCUAUCCGGGCAGCGAACCACUUUCCACGAACAUGUGCAGCUGCAGCAGCAGCCAUAUUCAAUGCGCUGGACAAUUAUUCAGCGACAGCAACAAGAACAGCAGCAGCAACAGCAGGAGCACCUAGCAAUUCAAGCGCCUAAUCUCUGUCCAAAAGUCUCUGUGAAAAAGCCGAAAUUGUUGCAGGUUGGCUGUCACACAUGCAUGCGGCAGCAGAGUCAAGGACAGGAGCAGCUGCCAAAGCAAGAGCAGGAGCAGCGACAGCAGCACUUGCAGCAAGAGCAGCAGCAAUAUAAGCAACCGCAGCAGCGGCAGAGGCAGGAUCUGCAGCACAUGUGCCAAGAACACGAAGAGCCGCAGAAAGAUCAGAAUCAGGCAAAACAACAAGAGGAUGAGGAGUUCCAGCGAGAGCAGCAGCAACAGCAACAGCAACAGCAGCAAGAACAGAGGCACCCCACGGCCACAGACAAAGAUAUGAAGCAGCAACAGCUCCUGGCAGCAGAACUGCAUGCUGUAGAACAGCAACUAGCGGAUAAGGAGGCCCUCUUAGCGCUAUUUGAGGGGGCGUCAGAGCAGCAACAGCGGAGGCAGUUGGCGCAGCAGUUACAGCAGCUACAGCGGCAGCAGCAGCAGCAUAAUCAGCUGCUACUGCUUAUAGAGCAACAAAAACAGGAACUAGCGAGGCAGCGAGAGCAGGUAGAGGCAAAACAGCGGGAAGCAGAAAAGAAAUUGCUGCUACUGCAGCAGCAGCAGGAAGAGGUGCAGAAGCAACAACAACAGCAGCAAGCAGCAGCGGAGGAGCAGCAGAAACAGCAGCAGUGGUUCAAGCAGCAGCAGCAAGCCUUUCAGAAGGCUCAAGAGGAGUUUGCAGCUGAGCAGGCCCGGCAGCAGCAGCAGAAGCAGCGGCUGGCUGACCUCCACGCUCGCCUACAACGCCAAGAAGGGGAAUUGGCACGGAAGCAGCAGCAGCAACAGCAGCAUCAACAGCAGCUUCUGCAGCAGCAAGCCGACAUGCAAGCCUCCCUCAGGGUUCAGGGAGUGCAGCUGCUGCACCAGCAUCAAGCGCUGCAGCGCCAGCUGCAGCAGCAGCGCGAAUUGCAGCAGCAAAUUUUGGACCACCAGAGGCAGCAGCUUGAAGAGUCGCAAGAAGCACUACAGCAGCAGCAACUGCAGCAGCAGCAGCAGCUCGAACAGAAGCACCAGCAACAUCUGCAUCAGCUGCCCCAGCUUGCCAGGCCCACCCUUAUACACCGCGUUGCCGAGGGAAGUAUGGCACCGAAGUUGCAGCAGGCGCAGCAGCAACUGCACCAGCAGCAGCGGCAGCAACAGCUGCAGGAGGAUCUGCAGCAGUUGCAGCAGCAAGAAUACAAGGAUCCCUUGCUGGCUCCGCGAUGGUGCUGCUGUGGCUCUAGCAGCCCCAUAGCUCUCCCUACGGAAAUCCAGCCCCCAGGGGACCACUUUGCUGCCCCUAGUGGUCCCCCUGAAACGGAGAGGGACUCAGCAAAUUCCACCAGGCUCCCUUCAGCAGAGAGCACCAACAAAAUGGGCGGCUCAGAUGAAACACAUGGUACGAGACACAUGGUGAAGGAAGGCUCCCUAAGCGGGGGCCGGCUGAGAGGCGGAGCCUCUAGGGGGUCCCCACAAAGGGAGUGCAAGGGGUCUAGAGCCCCUCACGCCUGCAGUUCACAGCGACUGUCUGAUGAGCGGCCACACCCUAGUGGCGACAGAAAACAGUACGGUCCCUCUGGCGAUGCUGUUGCAGUAGCAGGUGGUCUUGCUGCUGUCGUAGCUAAGGGUGCUGCACUUACCCAGGGCGGCUCUGGAACUUCGGGUGUCUCUACUUGUCCGCCGCGUUUGCUGCGGUCUACAGAAUCGCAGCGCCUGCGCGAACAGUCUCUUAGAGAGCACCUAAGGGCUCUCAAUCAAUCUAAGAAACCUUUGAAGGCUACAAGCGUAACGAAAAGGGAAAAGGACAAAGACGCAGACGCAUACAGACCCUCGACACCCACACAACGCAUAAGGACCAACCAACAAAAAUUCCCCCACAAACCUUCACAGGAGCCGCUGCAACCGCUCCAACAAAGGCCCUCACAGUGGCUUUCACAUGGUGUGGGGCCGCACGAGCAGCAUUGUGGGCCCUCACAGGUAACAUUGAAGGGUUCUCUUGGCGAAGCGGCUUCGGCUGAGGCGACGCACAAGCUACCUCGCUUGGGUGGCACUCUAAGAGAGGAAGCUGCACAGGUUCGGGGCUUCGCACAAGAUAGCGUGCAUGGGCCGUUAAACGAAACCAUAGAGGGGGCCGGGAAAAGUCCCUUUAGCUCUCGCGGAACCCGGGAGCAGCAACAGCAGCUGCAGCAGCUGCUGCAGGAGCAGAGGCGGGAGAUCAACUUGCUGCUUCUGGAAAAGCAACAGCUUGAAAGAGUAGCCAUAGGGGGAGGGAAGCCUCCAGGAUAUCCAUGGACUUCAGGAGCCACGAGGAGGCGUCAAACCGUUCCCAGGGAACCCUACGUGCAGAGCACAGCAGACUGCGGAGCAGCAAUGGGUGGGCCCCCUGGCUGUGUCUGCGGGGGAGACCACCCGCGGACCGCUUGGGGGCCUCUUGAUGCUGCCUUGGCAGAGGUGCAUAACAACAACGCGGGGUUUCAGCGCUGGACUAAAGUUAAUGAAGGGGUCUACUUCUACGGAGACACACAGGUUGGUAGAAGGGCGCUGACCGCAUAG
Eimeria tenella is the source of this 3345-nucleotide messenger RNA. RefSeq lists its product as uncharacterized. The record is from RefSeq and is a predicted model, not a curated record. The transcript is spliced from 2 exons. The coding region runs from base 1 to 3345 and encodes 1114 amino acids. Lineage: Eukaryota; Apicomplexa; Conoidasida; Eucoccidiorida; Eimeriidae.